Pediculus humanus corporis (human body louse) is the source of this 3393-nucleotide messenger RNA. RefSeq lists its product as uncharacterized. Gene Ontology annotation, biological process: ubiquitin-dependent protein catabolic process; maturation of SSU-rRNA. Lineage: Eukaryota; Metazoa; Arthropoda; Insecta; Psocodea; Pediculidae. The transcript has 9 exons. The record is from RefSeq and is a predicted model, not a curated record. Gene Ontology annotation, molecular function: cysteine-type deubiquitinase activity; ATP binding; RNA helicase activity. The coding region runs from base 1 to 3393 and encodes 1130 amino acids.
AUGCCAGUUGAUAUAACAAAAUUAACAGAAGGUUGGCUAGAAUUGGAAAGUGAUCCUGGAUUAUUUAUGCUUUUAUUAGAAGAUUUCGGUGUUAAAAACGUUCAAGUCGAAGAAAUAUACGAUAUAACGAAACCAUUUGACGGACCUGUUUAUGGUUUUAUAUUUCUCUUUCGAUGGAUAGAAGAAAGACGUUCAAGAAGAAAAUUAUUCGAUCAAAAUGACAUGUUUUUAAAAGAGGAAGAAGUGGUUAAUAAUAUUUUCUUUGCUCAACAAAUGGUACCUAAUAGCUGUGCUACUCAUGCUUUACUCUCCGUUCUUCUUAAUUGUCCCAAAAUACAUUUGGGUGAUACUUUAACGCGUUUGAAAGCGCAUACUGUGGGAAUGACUCCAGAAAAUAAAGGUUGGGCAAUUGGAAACACUCCAGAAUUGGCUAGGGCUCACAAUUCUCAUGCCAUGCCACAAGCAAAACGAUGUGUAGAUAAAAGUUCUGUAUCUGCUGGCAUGACUUCUAGUAGAUAUGCUGGAGAGGCUUUUCAUUUUGUUAGUUAUGUUCCAAUUCAAGAAAGGCUUUUUGAAUUGGAUGGCCUUAAACCAUAUCCCAUUGAUCAUGGUCCGUGUGAAAAUAAUGAAGCCUGGACGGAAAAAUUCAGGAGAGUUAUGACUGAAAGACUUGGAGUUGCUGGAGGAGAACCAUGCCAUGACAUUAGAUUUAAUUUAAUGGCAUUGAUUCCUGACAGAAGAAUUGCUCUGUCGCACAAAUUAAAUAUGCUUAAAACAAAUAGAGAAAUUGUCGUGACUGCUCUCCAACAAUUGGUACACCUGAAUUCCGAAUCAAAAAAAUUAGAAAAUUACAAAGAAGAGCAUGAAUCUUUUAAAACCAAUUCAUCUGAUUUAGGAUCUAAUUCAUCUCUUACAGAAAGUGAAGCAGCUAUAAUAAAUGACUUAAAAUUAGACAAAAUGGGAAAUGAAAAUAAUAUGUGGAAAAAGUCUGACGAUAAUUGUUUAAAAGAUAAUUUAGUCGAAGGUUCUCAGUUUUCUGAACAUGCAGAAAGUGAUACUAAUGUACAUCAUGAAAUAAAUGUAUCUAAAAAUCAUGCAGAUACUUUAUCAAGUAUAAAAAGUAAUUUGCAGUCAUCUUCGAAGGAAAACAUAGAACCUGCAUUUAACAUAGAUAAGAAAGGAGCAUUAAAUAUCAAUUCUGAUUAUUCUUUGCCAUUGACGAUAGAAACAUCACCAACUCCGAGCAUCUCUGGAACUGAUACAUCUUCCGAUGUAGGUUCAGUGUUCAAUUCGCCUUCAACAAUGGGCUGGGGUUGUAAUUCCUGUCAAAGCAGUCCAUGUCCUAAAGACUACAAGAAAUAUUUAAUGCAGUCAGAUGAAAAAACUGAUUCACUUUCUGGUACAUCAAGUUCAUCGCUUUUAGGAAAAAAGACGAAUAGUCAAUCACCUUCCUAUAGAGAAGACAGCAAAGCUGAAUCUCCAACUUGUUCGACAUUAUUGGAAACAGAUUCUAAUAAAGAAAAAGAUUGUAAACCUGAAGAUACUGAUGCUAUGAAAGCACUUUUAUCGAAAUAUCCUGUACUCAGAGAACCUCAUACAUUUGCACCGAAAGAUUUGUUAGCAUUGUUGAAAAAUGUCGAAUCAGAAAUUGCCAAUUGUGAAGCAUCUUUAAAAGAUGAAAAUGAUAAGAGAACAAAGUAUAAAAUUGACGAUUGCAGAAGGACUCACAAUUACGACGAAUUUAUUUGCACGUUUUUAUCUAUGCUUGCUGAACAAGGGAAACUGGCCGACUUGGUCGAGCAGCACCUACACAAAAGACCUGGUAUACCAUUACACAGGCUCAAAAGACCUCAUCCUAUAAAAAAAUCAGAUACUAAUAAAACAGCAGGAAGACUGAAUAUCAAAGAAGAACCCACAGAUAUUAUAAAUAGUGAAACAGUGACAGAUACAUUCAUAAAUGAAAAUGAUUUGGAUAUCAUCAAAGAUGAAGGAGAUGCUGCAACAGAUGAAAACAAUUUCACAGUAAACAAUAAUAAUAAUAAUAAUUCACAGCCAUUAGAACUUUUAAAAGGUUUAUCAACGGAUAACAUAAGAAGGAAAGAAGAAAAAGAAGGAAAAAGAAAAAAGAAAAAAAAUGUUACGAGUAUAGAAGUUUAUAAUAAACAACAAGAAGAAAAGCUAGCUGAAGCAAGAAAUAAACUCAAAGUAUCAGUCAUUGGAACAAACGUUCCAUGGCCUUUGGAAAAUUUCAACGAAUUAAUUACUAGAUUUCACGUGUCACCAAAUAUCGUCAAAAAUUUAGAAAAUUCCGGAUACAAUAAUCCGACUCCUAUUCAAGCUCAAGCCAUUCCAGCCAUGUUGGAGGGUAGACAAGUUUUGGCUUGCGCGCCUACCGGAUCGGGUAAAACGGCUGCUUUUCUCGUGCCCAUAUUUUACCACCUCAAAGGACCCACGAAAAAGGGUUACAGGUGCGUCAUUGUUUGUCCGACAAGAGAAUUAGCCCGUCAAACUUACAGAGAAUGCCUGCGUUUGAGCGAAGGGACGAGAUUGAAAAUCAACAUAAUAAAAAAAGUAACUCUCGACAAGGAAAACUAUUCUAACACUUCAAAAAAGUUUGACAUACUAAUAACAACUCCUAAUCGGUUGGUGUAUUUACUAAAACAGGAACCUCCUAAAGUCAAUUUAAAAAGUGUCGAAUGGUUGAUUGUGGACGAAUCGGAUAAAUUAUUCGAAGCUGGGAUUCGUGGAUUUCGAGAUCAGUUGGCGGUUAUUUACAACGCUUGCGAUUCGUCCGUUAUAAAACGCGCCAUGUUUUCCGCGACUCAAACUCCGCAUUUGACAAAAUGGUGUCGAAGAAAUUUGAAAAAUUUAGUUUUGAUCAACGUGGGAGUGAGAAAUUCUGCGGUUGAAACGGUUAAACAAGAAUUGCUUUUUGUCGGAUGCGAAGCAGGGAAACUUGUCGCAUUUAGAAAUUUAAUCAACAGAGGACUCACUCCACCCGUUUUGGUUUUCGUACAAUCGAAGGAAAGAGCUCAGGAAUUAUUCAAUGAAUUAGUUUACGAUGGAAUUAACGUUGACGUCAUACAUUCCGACAGGACGCAAAAACAGAGAGACAACGUGAUUCGAAGCUUUAGAGAGGGUAAAAUUUGGGUUUUAAUUUGUACCGAAUUAAUGGGUCGAGGUAUAGAUUUUAAAGGAGUCAAUCUUGUUGUCAAUUAUGACUUUCCUCCGAGUUCUGUGUCUUAUAUCCACAGAAUCGGACGUACAGGUAGAGCUGGAAGACCCGGGAGAGCGAUAACUUAUUUCACACAAGACGAUACACAUUGCGCGAAUAAUGAAAAAUGCCGGUUGCGAAGUACCCGAAUACAUGCUCUCGAUGAAAAAAUCAAAUAA